Molecule: messenger RNA, 2790 nt
Organism: Micromonas pusilla CCMP1545
Lineage: Eukaryota; Viridiplantae; Chlorophyta; Mamiellophyceae; Mamiellales; Mamiellaceae
Exons: 1
Coding region: 1-2790 (929 amino acids)
Biological process (GO): regulation of cytosolic calcium ion concentration
Cellular component (GO): nucleus; neuron projection; synapse
Molecular function (GO): calcium ion binding
Source: RefSeq, a predicted model, not a curated record
AUGUUCGCGAACAUCCCGAAGGACGAGCGAGGGAAGGUCACCGCGCCGCAGCUCGCGUCGGCGAUCGAGAGGAACCAUUUUCUUCGCGCGCGGCUCGUCGAAAACGCAAAGAUCGACGCGUCGAAGUUUGACGAUUCAAAAGACGGCAACGCGUUCGUCGACCUCGCGGAGGCGCUCCUCGCGGUGAUCGACACGAACGCGAACGGCGAGAUCGAGCCGCACGAGCUCGAGCGAGUGAUCAGAGGGUGGGAGAAGGUGGAUUACACCCCGACGCAAACGUGGGAGACCGACCGCGCGCAUCAGCUGGCGGGCGCGGCGGAGAGAGCGCGCAUACGCGCGGAGAUGGCUGGCGGGUUCACAGGGCUCUCGCGCGAGGAAGCAUUACGCAUCGGCGAAUCCGCGCAGGACUUCCACGAGAAGUGGUUCACGAUGUUCGCAAACAUCGACGUGGACAAGGACGGGUCGAUCGACCGCGCGGAGCUGACCAAGGCGCUGGAGAAGAAUGAUUUCUUGCGCCGGACGAUUUGCAAAAACUUGGGGUUCUCGCCGAUGGAGUCGCGGCGGAGCAAGGCGAAGGAGCUGGGCGAGAAGCUCAUCGGGCUGAUGGACGACGACGGCAGCGGGAAGAUUGAACCGAUGGAGCUCGAGCGCGCGAUCAGAGGGUGGGCGAAGGUGGAUUGGAAGAAGACGAACACGGAGGAGAGCGACCGCGCGCAUCAGCUCGCGGGCGCGGCGGAGAGAGCGAGGAUCGAGGCGGAGCGCAGCGGCGGGUACGUCGGGUUAACGGACGCGGAGGAAGCGUUACGCAUCGGCGAAUCCGCGCAGGACUUCCACGAGAAGUGGUUCACGCUCUUCGCGAACCUCGACGUCGACAAGAGCGGCGCCGUGGACCGAAAAGAGCUCGCGAAGGCGCUGUCGACGAACGACUUUCUUCGCAACAAGCUCAUCGUCAACGCGAACCUGGUGGGCGACACCCCGGAGGCGCGCGAGGCUUUUCUUUACAACGCGACCGCGGCGACGAUCGACCCGUCCACGAUGCUCAUGCUCGCGGACGCGAUCAUUCAAAAGGUGGACGACGACGGCAGCGGGAAGGUGGAGCCGGCGGAGCUCGAGCGCGCCAUCAGAGGGUGGGUCAAAGUCGAUUACGCCAAGACGAACACGCACGAGAGCGACCGCGCGCAUCAACUGAAGGGCGCGGCGGAGAGAGCGAGGAUCGAGGCGGAGCGCAGCGGCGGGUACGUCGGGUUAACGGACGCGGAGGAAGCGUUACGCGUCGGCGACUCGAUGCAAGACUUCCACGAGAAGUGGUUCACGCUCUUCGCGAACCUCGACGUGGACAAAGACGGGUCCAUCGACAAGAACGAGCUCGCGAUCGCGCUCGGGAAGAACGACUUCCUGCGCAACAAACUCAUCCAGAACGCGAAGAUCGAUCACUACACGGACGACGCGAUGGACGACCUCGCGGAGAAGGUCCUCGCCGCGAUCGACGACGACGGCGACGGAACCGUCGGCCCCGCGGAGCUAGAACGCGCCAUCCGCGGGUGGAUGAAGACGGACUACACCCCGACGCAGACGGAAGCGUCCACGCGCGAGCACAUGCUCAAGGGCGCGGCGGAGCGCGCGAGGAUCGAGGCUGAGCUCAGCGGCGGGUAUUUCGGUUUGCUCGACCCCGAGGAAGCGCGACGGAUCGGCGAGAAGAUGCAGGAUUUCCACGAAAAGUGGUUCACGCUCUUCGCCAACGUCGACGUCGAUCGCGACGGGACGAUCAACGUCGCGGAGCUGUCGAAAGCGCUCGGGAUGAACGACUUCCUGCGGAAUAAGCUCAUCGAAAACGCGAAGAUCGAGACGUCGCCGUCGGAGACGAUGGAAACGCUCGCGGAGAAGGUGUUACGCGCCGUGGACGACGACGGCAGCGGGAAGAUUGAGCCGAGGGAGCUCGAACGCGCCAUUCGCGGCUGGACCAAGGUGGACUGGACGGCGAUCCAGACGUUCGAGAGCGACCGCGCGCAUCAGCUCGCGGGCGCGGCGGAGAGAGCGAGGAUCGAGGCGGAGCUCUCGGGCGGGUAUCUCGGUCUGUUGGACGCCGAGGAAGCGAAGGCGAUCGGCGACAAGAUGCAGGAUUUCCACGAGAAGUGGUUCACGCUCUUCGCGAACAUCGACGUGGACAAGAGCGGUUUCGUGGACGAGAAAGAGCUCGCCCGCGCGCUCGCGAUCAACGACUUCCUGCGCGUGAAACUAUGCGAGGGCGCGAAGAUCGAGACGUCCGCGGGCGGAGAGUCCAUGGAAGACCUCGCGGGGAAGCUUCUGCGCGCCGUCGACGACGACGGCGACGGGAAGAUUGAGCCGAGGGAGCUCGAACGCGCCAUUCGCGGCUGGACGAAGUUUGACUGGCGCGCGACGAACACGGAGGAGAGCGACCGCGCGCACCAGCUCGCGGGCGCGGCGGAGCGCGCCAAAAUCCGAAGGGACGAGAUCGGUGGAGGGUUCGCGGGGAUAACGGACGCGGAAGAGGCGUUACAAAUUGGCGACGCCGCGCGGGGGUUCAACGCGACGGAGCGCGCGCAGUUCGCCGACACCGAAGGCGCGUUCGCGGACGGCGCCGCGUUCGCGUUGAACCCAGAGCUGAAAGCGAAGCGGUCCGAGGCAGAAGCCGUGAUCAAGGCUGAGUUGAAAGAGGAAGGGAUGCUCAACAAGGUUGGCGAGGACUUCAAAGGAUUAGACGCGGACGAGGCGCUGAGAGUCGGCGAAAACGUCAAACUCGGCGGCGAGCUCUUGGAGUUUGAUUUUUAG